CCUAGUCAUUUUGAAAUGUAUAUUGUUAUAAUUAUUGAAGAAAAAGUCAUUGGGUGGUCUAUUUUUAUUGCCACUGGUCAUAGCUUAUUGAAAUUCCUGUUUAUAUUAAUAAAAAUUUGUUUUUAUUUUAGAACGGUGUUGUCUCCUAUACUGAAACCUCGUUACCAAACCCAUCGUAAACAAAGUAGUGCUUCCAGUAUAUCUUCCUAUUCAAACACUCCUCGGAAAAAAAAACCAGCCCCCCUACCUCCAGUAUCAAGACUAUCUCUUGGAAACAUUGAAUACUCAAAUAGUAUGCAAAUGUCAUCUCCUAAUAGUUUAGAAGACUCCAGUUGCAGUGGCAGUGAACCGUCUUCAACCAGUAAUCAGGAACGUUACAGAUUACACAAGAGUACACAUGGGAAAUGGAAACGAAAGAAAGGACCAGCUCCUCAGUGUMCAAUACCACAGAGGAGACGAAUUAAACCUAUGCCAAUGGAAGAUAUCAAACAAGAGUUGUUAGAUAUUGAGAUAAAACAACAAGAGCUUGAGAGACAAGGAGUUAAAUUAGAAAAAGAUAUACGGUUAAAGUGUAAUGAAGAUUUGAAUAAUGUUGAUGUAGAAGAAAUGGUGCUACAAUUGUUUGAAUUAGUUAAUGAAAAAAAUGAAUUGUUCAGAAAACAUGCCGAGCUUAUGUACCUACGAAAACAACAUAAUUUUGAAGAAGAACACGCUGAAUUAGAAUACCAAAUACGUGUUUUGAUGUCUAAGCCUGACCACACUAAGACAGAUACAGAAAAAGCUCGAGAAGAAGAACUUAUCCGAAGAUUGGUUGAAGUUGUAGAAAGGCGUAAUGAAAUUGUUGAAAAUCUAGAAAAAGAUAGACUGCGUGAAGCCGAAGAAGAUCGUAGUGUGUUCAAUCAAAUAGGAACUUUUGCUCAAGGUUCAAAAAAUAUCCAUCGUAUAGUUUACUAAUAUAAAAAUUUGUUUGACAUCAUUAGUGGUUUGCGGAAUGACGUUUUGUUCGUUUUUUAAGGUGAUUGCAUGUGUAAUGUGUAUGACAUCAAUUUGCUUUUAUAAUCCUGUGAUGCCUGUAUUAAUUCAAAAUUAAAAUAUUGCUAUAUUAAAGUUAACUGUUUCUGUCACUCCAAUAAAAUGGUAUUCAUUAAAUAAAUUAAUA
Messenger RNA from Diuraphis noxia (Russian wheat aphid), 1159 nucleotides. RefSeq lists its product as uncharacterized. Gene Ontology annotation, molecular function: protein binding. Lineage: Eukaryota; Metazoa; Arthropoda; Insecta; Hemiptera; Aphididae. The record is from RefSeq and is a predicted model, not a curated record.